AUGUGUCGCCUAUGCGGUGAACAAGAACUUUUGAAGCUAUAACGAUCAACUCUUUCUUUUUAAUAAAUACUUGAAAUGAAUGAAAGGAGAAACCGGCUUUGGCGAACUUGAAGUUCAAACUUGUAUUUGAUCAAGUUUACGGUCCUUCGCCUCGUUCUUCUGCACGUAGUUCAUCCAGUUGAAAGUUCAUCCAACAAAAACCGUGCUUUAAGCCUAGGAAUGAGAGCGGCCACUUCGAGAGAACACUUCACACGGAAUCGUUGAUAUUACGUUAAAAUUUUUUUAAUAAAAAAACUUUUUUUAAGUUUGUAGUUUGAGACUUCGAGGCUCUUCUAGUACAUUCCUAGUACAUUUUCUGGCCAAUCCUCAGAAGUUUCCUAGCCGUAGAUUAAAGUUAUCUUUCCUGUUGACGCCUGAAAAAUCAUGUUUUUUUUUUCUAGCUUCCUACGCCGCACAAAUGAUCGAUUUAGCCAUCUACCAGCUUUGCGAGGCGCAUUGUCGCAUGUGUUAGUUUUUUUUUCUCAAUUUACCCGGUAAAUGCAAUGAAUUUCAGUAAAUCUAACAGAAUCCGAUGCGCUCGUGGACGUGUCCAUUUUUGCGCGUAAGUUUUAUCAAAAAACUUCGAUGAGCUGGUUGAAAGAGAAAAGAAGUUUUAACUUUUUCCUAAACCUAAAUUCCUUGAACUUAAACUUCUUCACAAUAUAUUUUUUUUCUAUGAUGAUCCAAUGAAAUUUCUGGCACAAAAUUAUUCAUUCUUUUUUUCAGACAAAAAGUUGGCUAGAGAGAAAAAGUUAACCGCUCGUCGUUUUUGGAAAGUCCAGAGAGGCUCUAAAUUGGACCCCGUAGACUUCGAUAGCGCGUCGAAAAUCGAUAUCAUCAAAAUAACGCUUGAAGACGUCCACAAAAUCUGCAAACCGCGCCCCAUGUCCGAAGAUGUACAAGAAGCGCUGCAGAAGUACGAAGAAAUAAAGACGAGUAUGGUUAAAAAUGGAAAAUUCGAUCCACCCAAAAGUCUGAAUCCCAUAUCGGACACUCGUCAGCGCAACCACGCGUUGAUGGUUGCGAUGAAGACAUCAGCUUUGAAGAAGGUCAACCCCGGUGAUCAAUUUCAUAAGGAUGCUAAGAUGCUCUUGGACCGGGAUCAUUUAAGCAAGGAUACUAGGAAGGGGCAGCUUCCGAAGAGAUCAGAGAACCAGUCCAAGGACAAGCCGAAGUCUCCGCUCCCUGUCUCUAAAGACAAGGGUCCCGCUUCUCAUACCGACCGCAAGCCUGCUGGCGCCGAUGCCGCCCUCAGCAAAACCUCCCCGGCAAACGACGUCUCAAAGGUGCCCGUCGGCAAGUCUACGACUCAGGUUAGAUUGGUAAAAAAAAAUUAGAAUUUUGGAUGUCAAGAAAGCUUGUCUAUCUGUUAGGAGAAUGCUUAGGCGCUUCAAAGUUAGGAAACCUUUUAGAAAAAACCAAAAGACGAAAAAUUGGGAGCCUUUCGAGUUAAUUUCGGUCACAACUUUCAGCUCACCGCCCACAAGGCUGCUGAUCAAGCUCCGACCCAAGGUGCAACUUCCGCUGAAAUACCGCUACCGCCGGCGAAAGUCAGAGAGUCGGAGGUCGACCCCAAAUAUUCUGGAAAGAUACCAGAAGAAGUGGGUCCGCCAACUCUAUGCAAACCGAUGCGGAUCGAAACGUCUGCUUUCCCAGAAAUCUCGAAGAAUUUCGCCGGAGAGCCCGACGAUCUGAGUUAAUAGCCUCGAAACGAAAUAACACAAACAUUUGCCGUUUUCAGGGCAAAGCUUCACGGCUCUCACACUCAUAUGCAGAAAGCUCGAAGACGUCCUAAAACUCCACAGGGACGGUAAAUAACUAUUGUGUGACUACAGCGUUGAAACUUGCUUUCCCCAAAAGCUAGUUGCUCUUUAAUUAUAAAAUUCAGCCUCGCACCUGAUCCUCAAAACGACGCAAGAUGCGGCUAUGGCCAAGCGCGGGGACUGCUUCGAACAGACGGUUCUCCGUGAGCGAGAGGCCGACCCGCGAAUCCCUCUGGUCCGAGAUUGUCCGUGCAAAGACGGCGGCCUCAAAGGCUUGGACAGCCAGGGUGAGCAACUAUUUUUUUUUUCUCUUCAGAAUCCGUUUAUUUUUUUCCAGACCUUCUGAAGGAACUCGAGACUUUGCGCACCAACGGCGGAGGCGCUGACGAAGAGCUUUACAAUCUGCUCGAAAACGAAGAGCGCAUUCGCGCCCAGAAGUUGGGAAUCUCCGGCAAAAACUACACAUAUUUUUGGGACAGUUCGUUUUUUACCCUUAUAAUAACAAUUAAAGCAUUGAAGGCCCAGGGGCAGUAAAAACGGGGUGUCAGGUGAAAGCAGUAUCUUGUAUAGUUUUUCAUUGCAAAUCGAACGGUGUACUCAAAAAAAUUAUAGAUCUGACAACUUUAGAAGAAAAACGCGAUUUUACUUUCCCGCUUUAAUUUCGAAAAAUGCUUAAAGCUUUAAUUUCGAAAAACGUUUUGGAUCGGUAUACGGACAAUCGAAACCUGUUUAAAACCAUCAUUUCUCCCGAGAAAAGCAUUUUGCGAACAAAGUUCUCAAAUUUCUUAUAAUUAGAAAAUUUUGAGGAGGAUAAGAAUUUAAGUGAUAACAGAAAAAAUUGAAAAUUGAAAGAAACGAAAAAAAAAACGACAAUCCAAAAAAUGGCGAUACGUGUUGCCCAUACAGCAACUUUACUGCAAAACGCCCUUUUCGGCGGGAACUCAAACUUUCUUCUCUCCGACUUUGAAUUAUUUUUUUCUCCAAAACUAGAAAGUUCGGUACGUUUUCAAGUUCACCGUUCGAUUCGCAAUGAAAAGCUCUACGAAGUAUUGAUUUGAACUGAAACACCGUUUUUACUGCCCCUAUGCCUUCGAACCUAAAUUGGACAUUUUUCAAUAAAACGUGCUUCAGAGAAGACGCGUACGGUCGAGGCGAUCCUUCCGGGAGAGACAUUCGAGAGAGCUAUUAAGCGGAAACAAGGUGGGAUCCGUUUUUCAUCUAAUAAAAGUUGGGUGCACUCCGUUUAGCUUUAAAUGCCUAUUAAAGUACUUAUUCCGUACACGAUUUCGAAGUUUUUCCUUGCCCAAUGACACACCACUGUCUACAGUUUCAACCUAGGCUGUUAGGGUAGCUCAGAAAAAAAACUUUUUAUUUCUGACCGGUUGCCCCAAGGGUGCCCGCCAUCCUGGUCCAACGCGGUGUACACCGAAAACAUCAACGAGAAGUUCACUUUUUUCCGGAGUUUUUGUCAGAGGCGUUUAACGCCAUACACGUGGAGUUUUAUUUGUCAGAAUUUGACUGAAAAGCCCGAAAAAAAAGUUCAAAUCAAGUUUUUCAGAAGAGAUGGACAACCUUGAGAGAAUUACUGAGUUGUACAAAACUCGGAUGUGCCGUCUCCGAGCAACCCGUAAGAAUACUCGGGGAGGCAAAAAGGAACCCCGCCGGGAGAAGAAGGUCAAGAAGGACGACAAAAAAGUCGCUGGUAACCAAGAGAAGAGGGGAAAGGAGAGCGAGGAGAAAAAAAAUGUGAAGGAAAAAGAAGAAAGUAAGAAGGAAGAGAAGAUCGAGGAGGAGUCCAAGGAGAAGAAAUGA
Molecule: messenger RNA, 3614 nt
Organism: Caenorhabditis auriculariae
Lineage: Eukaryota; Metazoa; Nematoda; Chromadorea; Rhabditida; Rhabditidae
Source: the annotation of a GenBank genome assembly